Molecule: messenger RNA, 3385 nt
Organism: Conger conger (European conger)
Lineage: Eukaryota; Metazoa; Chordata; Actinopteri; Anguilliformes; Congridae
Gene: egr2a
Product: early growth response 2a
Exons: 2
Coding region: 46-1224 (392 amino acids)
Biological process (GO): regulation of transcription by RNA polymerase II
Molecular function (GO): DNA-binding transcription factor activity, RNA polymerase II-specific; RNA polymerase II cis-regulatory region sequence-specific DNA binding
Source: RefSeq, a predicted model, not a curated record
AAUAACACGUGUUGUACGUGUUGUAAUCCCGUUCCAGGCUAAAUAAUGACGGCCAAAUCCCUGGAGAAAGCCGCAGUAAACCUCAGCUUCGGACGCCCUCUCCUAGAGAACUGCUCAGGGGAUGCAGUUGUGCAAACUUCAGUAACAGUUUUUCCAGAUGGGGAAUUGGGAGGGAAUUACGACCAUAUAAGUGGAACUUCCGCAGAUGGAGAUGUUACACUUGAAAAUCGCUUUCUCGACUUCUAUUCCAACACUUUUGCGCAGUCAGCAGCGCCUCGCGACCAAGCCUUCGCCUAUGUGGGGAAGUUUUCUAUCGAUUCUUCAAGUAGUAACUGGAAUCCAGACAGUGUUAUCAACAUCGUCAACGCGGGGAUCUUGGGCAUGACCCAGUCAUGCUCGACGCCCUCUUCGGCGAUACCCUCAAUUACUCCGAACCAGUUCACGGACACUCCGGGCUGCACUGUGACGCAAAGUCUGCCCAUUGAUAGCGUCUAUUCAUCGCCACCACCUUACGCGGACGACGGAGAGGUCUACCAAGACACAUGCGUUUUUCCUUCAACAUCCACUUCUCACGUUUUGUAUCAUCCACCGCCCUACCAAUCACCAAGGACGCCCACAGACUGUUCUCUUUUCCCCAUUAACUCGGACUUUGCAAAUUUACUUCACUCUGCAUGCCAACGGGACAUCCAGAUUGUUCCUGACCGAAAACCCUUCAUAUGUCCAAUGGACUCAAUCAGGGUCCAGCCCCCUCUCACUCCUCUGAACACUAUCAGGAAUUUUACAUUAGGUGGGUCGACCUUAGACGGCCUAAGACUACCUACGGUUCACAACCCCCAGAAUUUGCCUCUGAGACCGAUAUUGCGACCCAGGAAGUAUCCGAACAGACCGUGCAAGACACCUGUUCACGAGCGGCCGUUCUCUUGUCCAGCAGAAUGUUGCGACAGAAGGUUCUCUCGCUCUGACGAGCUGACCAGACACAUUCGAAUUCACACCGGGCACAAGCCCUUCCGCUGCCGCAUCUGCAUGAGGAGCUUCAGCCGCAGCGACCACCUCACCACGCACAUCCGCACGCACACCGGAGAGAAACCGUUCCCAUGUGAUUACUGUGGCAAAAAAUUCGCCAGAAGUGACGAACGAAGGAGACACACGAAAAUUCACAUCAGACAGAAAGAAAGACAAUCAUCAACGAUAUGCAGUGACUCAGAACACAGAACGGUCAGUUAAUUAUUAGUGUAUCCACAAGGUAACUUCAAAGAAACCGUGUGCAUGCCCACCCAAGGCCCCACGAACACGAAGCUCAACAGUUAGUUUAUUUGAAAAGCUGAAAUAAUGUAUUAUACACAGGCUAUUUAUUCACCCAGACCUUCGUGUUUUAGCCUACGCACUCGCACAAACUGCUCCCCUUUCCCAUGGACCAUCGGCCGUUCUUGUCACUUACCGUAAAUCCUUAAAUCCGUAAAUUGUGUCCGGGGUCUUUUAUUUACUUAGGCUGCACAAAGCACAGGCCUUUAUUUGGGGCAGGCUUGUAUUCGAGGCAGGCCUUUAUUUCUUAUUAGGCUUCUAUUGUAGAAUUUUAUUCUUAGAAAUAAAGUAAAAGGCUACACUUAAAGUGGGCCAACACUGUUCAAUACUUCAUGUAACCGUUCAGAAACGCAACUUGAGUAGCUAAACCAUUCAUGAAAGCCAAAACAGAUGCGUCUUCAUAGAAUACCAAUUUGCCAGACACGCCUUCAUGAACAAUAACAAAUUAGCGUAGAUAACAGCAAGUUAUGGAUCUUUUUUUUCCUAAAGUGCGUUUUAUUGUGAGACAUGCGUUUCGUUUGGAGCAGCAUACCGGUAGGCUAUCAAAAGAUUUUCGCUUUGGUUUGGGAUUUUAUUUACUUUUGGACUGUUUGAUUCAAUUGCUAAAUGUUGGGACUGGUGGGCACUGAAAUCUGGGGGGUAUUUGAUGGUUCACUGUUAAGUUUUAUGUAGUUGAAUGAGUGUCGGGAUUUCCUCCCGUCUGUUUAUUGCGAGUCAAGACAGCCGCUUUCAUUCAUUCAUUGAACGUGCGCUGUGGUGUAAAUACAUGGAAACCUUAUUGUGUAGCCAAGUAGCCUAAAUUGAGUUAAUUUUUAAUUUUGCCUGAUUUACUUUUUAUUAAAUUCGUAGGCUGGAAUGCCUCGCGGCAACAAUUGUGUUUAAAUGUAUACUAUGCUUCAGCUUUUGGUAAGCUACUCAGAAGGGGGCGGCAAGCGACUGGUAGCUUGAGAGCAACGUGUUGGAGACCCAUGGUGUAGGACAACGACUUUUCAUUGGCAAUAGUAUUAAACCAACCAACAAUAUUAAAUAUUAAGAAGAGCUCUUUUAUUUCAUUGAGUUAAAUGGAAACAAUGUCUUCUAGUGCUCAUGGACUGAUAGCCCUACUGGUAGGCAAUAUUACCCCGGCUUGUAUUUGGCCCGAGGCCCGGCUUCAAAUAGAAUCCCGGACACAAUUUGAGGAUUUAUUGUAAAUGAACGAAUUCAUCAAUUAAUUAACAGAAAGUAUACAUAAAACCGAUCUUACACUGCGUCGAAUGAAUGAUGCUACGAUUACUUGAGAUAGGUAUACAGCUUUAUAAAGUUAUUAAAGAUAUUAAAUGCAGAUGUGUUAACAUACUAGUCUUUUUCCAGUUGACCUAAUUUGCACUUAUUCGAAUGUGAAUGAAGCGUUGAACUCUAAAUAAGUAAAAAUAAUAAUACCGUUAAUAAGCAUUAUAGGCCUACUUGUAAAUACUCUUAGUAAAAUAGUUGCCAACGGCUAACUAAUAAAUUGAACAAAGCGAUAUAAGUAGACCCACAAAAUAUUUAACUUCAACUGACGUUUUACGCAGAAAACACAUCCACUCAGUAGGUUACUGGAUCAAACAAACUGUCAUAAUGUUUGCAUAGUACAGAAUUUACUGCAGGGCGUAUUUUAACCCUGACAGCGGGGUUCAUAUUCUAAAAACUAGCUAGAAAUGUAGGCCUCCUUAUUAGACCCAACUCGCACUGGCUGGAUGAGUCAACUCAAAAUCAAAUCGUAAUGUUCAAAGUAUUUUUUCCAACCACUUAAGGUGAUGUUUGAACAAUAUUUUCCCAAUCACCGUGGGGACAAAAGACCAAAUAAAACCAAAUUUGGAUCAAACCUGUCUCUGCCUAAUUUUGUAACCGGGUUUGUAGAAAGUGAGUCAGAACGUUGUUUCAUUUCUUUUUUUCGCUUGUGUUUCAUGGAGUGUGACUCAACAGAACACAAAAAGACAACUCUGGGUGCUGGACGAGAAGCUAAAAAUAGUAAACAAAGCAAAUAUAGUGUAUAUCAGCUCUGGUAAACACUUUUUUUUUUGCCGAUAAGAGUAAUUUUCAUCCCUUGUGGACUCACAUGAAC